AUUUUUUUUUUUACUCCAGUACAACCGGUGGGGUGGAAACGCCACUGAUCUAUCCGUUGAUUUUCUAGAAACCACCGACAGAUUGACCUAGUAGCAGCUACUGUCGAGCCUUUAUAGUAAUUUGUCAGUUAAACUAGACUAUUCGACACUCGGAACAAAAUGGGCGAUCGGGAUGAGUUAGUAUAUCAGGCAAAACUCGCCGAACAGGCGGAGAGAUAUGACGAAAUGGUGGAGUCCAUGAAGAGAGUGGCCGGGUUGGAUGUGGAACUAACAGUCGAGGAGCGAAACCUACUAUCAGUGGCCUACAAAAAUGUCAUUGGGGCGAGGAGAGCAUCAUGGAGGAUAAUCAGCAGUAUUGAACAAAGGGAAGAAAACAAGGGCGGAGAAGACAAAUUGAAAAUGAUCCGGGAAUACAGGCAAACAGUUGAGAACGAGCUGAAGUCAAUCUGUAAUGACAUUUUGGAUGUGCUGGACAAGCACCUUAUUCCAGCUGCCAACACAGGAGAGUCCAAGGUCUUCUACUACAAAAUGAAAGGCGAUUACCACAGGUAUCUGGCUGAGUUUGCCACCGGGAACGACAGGAAGGAGGCUGCCGAGAACAGUUUGGUCGCCUACAAAGCUGCGAGCGACAUCGCCAUGAUUGAACUGCCACCUACACACCCCAUUCGCCUAGGCCUUGCUCUUAACUUCUCCGUAUUUUACUAUGAAAUCCUCAACUCGCCCGACCGCGCCUGCAGGUUGGCGAAGGCUGCAUUCGAUGACGCCAUCGCAGAGCUGGACACGCUGAGCGAAGAAAGCUACAAGGACUCCACACUAAUCAUGCAGUUGUUACGUGACAACCUGACACUAUGGACUUCAGACAUGCAGGGAGAUGCAGGUGAAGAACAACAGAACAAAGAGGCACUGCAAGAUGUGGAGGACGAGCCCCAGUAAGACCUCACAGCCAACUUGAGACCCCCCCCCCCCCCCCCGCCUCCACACACUCCCCUCCCCCAAAAUGAAAAAAAAAAACCCAGUCCCAACAGGAGCCACCACGCCCAAGUGACAGCGGCUCUCUGCAGCUCUGACCCCCAGGGUCUUAGAGAUAAUCAGUUCUCUUCAUUAACAUUUUUUUUGUUGUUGCCCUUUUUAAUUCAAUUUAAAUAUAAAUACCACUUAAUUGAGACACGUACAAUUUUGGAAAGAGUCCCUGGAUAAUUUUAUUUUUCUUGGUACAAGCAUUUCUGAUUUAUCUUCAUUAUUGUAUUUUUGUUUUUGCUCUUUCCUCAAUAUUUUAUCAGUUGCUGGAUGUAUUUUGAGAAUGUUUUUCUUAAUGUAAUUACAGAAAUUAACUUUUAUUACUGAUAUGUCUAUUAGUUGUGGGAGCUGUAAUAUUUCUGUUAGUGAAAGAGAUGCAAAUCAUUAAACCUUCGAAGGGCAAGUCUAAACAAAGUGCUCUUCUUAACUUGAGUUGAGUUUUUCAGAGGAAGUCGGCAAAAUUCUUGAUAUCCACGUGGAGCAAAAAAUGCUUAACUUUUACACCAUAGUGAUUCUAUUGUGACGUUUUGGAUUGUACUUUGUGCUAAAAUACUGUAUUGUGCGUACUUGCUGAUUUCAGAUGGUGGCUGGUAGCGGUUUUAAAAUCUAAGGGAGCAUUGUGGCGUUUAGUGAGGAAACGGCUCUCGAUUGGCUUCUGUUGCAAAAUGACAGGGUUCUAAGUAGAUGAUUUCAAGCCUGCAUGAUGAGUUAAUGAAUAGUUUUUCUGCCUCUUUCCUUUACAUUGUUCAUGUUUUUCUUUUUGCUGCAUUAUGUGUAACUUAAAGCUAAUUUGUACUACUGGAUAUCUGACUGGAGCCACAGAUAGAGCACCUGUAUUGUUCGUACUGAAACACAGCAUGGAAUUAACAUUAAACAAUCUAAAUUAAACAUA
Molecule: messenger RNA, 1909 nt
Organism: Oncorhynchus masou masou (cherry salmon)
Lineage: Eukaryota; Metazoa; Chordata; Actinopteri; Salmoniformes; Salmonidae
Product: 14-3-3 protein epsilon-like
Exons: 6
Coding region: 160-933 (257 amino acids)
Biological process (GO): intracellular protein localization; regulation of mitotic cell cycle; signal transduction
Cellular component (GO): cytoplasm
Molecular function (GO): phosphoserine residue binding
Source: RefSeq, a predicted model, not a curated record